Molecule: messenger RNA, 1983 nt
Organism: Lathyrus sativus (Indian pea)
Lineage: Eukaryota; Viridiplantae; Streptophyta; Magnoliopsida; Fabales; Fabaceae
Source: the annotation of a GenBank genome assembly
AUGCGGGUGCUUUGUAGCGGACGCCGACGUCGUCUUGCUCCGGUAAGCCGUGAAAAAACCGAACCAGCGGACAAAUACGUGAAGACACGCGCCGCUGUCGCGGCGGCGAAGAGAAACAAGCAGAAGAUAUCGGUUAUCGAGAUAUCUGAGUCGGACAACGACGUAAGGGAGGAGGAAGAAGAUAUGGGCGAUGAAAGUGGGGGUUUGAGUGCUAAUAAAGGCGUUCCUCAAGAGGAUGAGGGAAAUACUACUCCUUUUCCUGAAAGGGUUCAAGUAGGAGGUUCGCCUGUGUACAAAGUGGAGAGGAAACUUGGCAAAGGUGGGUUUGGACAGGUUUUUGUUGGUCGUCGAGUUACCGGUGGUAAUGAUCGCCUUAAUGGCCCCGGUGCCACUGAGGUGGCUUUGAAAUUUGAACAUAGAAAUAGUAAAGGUUGUAACUACGGCCCUCCAUAUGAGUGGCAAGUGUACAACACCCUUGGUGGAAGUCACGGAAUACCUAAAGUACAUUAUAAAGGAAGGCAAGGAGAAUAUUACGUGAUGGUUAUGGACAUGCUUGGUCCAAGUUUGUGGGAUGUGUGGAAUACCACAGGCCAGGCGAUGUCUGCAGAAAUGACUGCAUGUAUUGCUGUUGAGUCAUUGUCUAUCUUGGACAAGAUGCAUUCAAAGGGAUAUGUGCAUGGAGAUGUAAAACCAGAAAACUUUUUACUAGGUCAGCCAGGUACAGCACAAGAGAAGAAAUUGUUUCUUGUUGACCUCGGAUUAGCCACAAAGUGGAGAGACACAUCCAAUGGGCAGCAUGUUGAAUACGAUCAACGCCCUGAUAUGUUCAGAGGAACUGUUCGAUAUGCAAGUGUUCAUGCUCAUUUGGGAAGAACUGCUAGUAGAAGGGAUGAUCUUGAAUCCCUUGCAUAUACACUCAUUUUCCUUCAUAAGGGUCGUUUACCAUGGCAAGGUUAUCAGGGAGAUAAUAAGUCCUAUCUUGUUUGCAAAAAGAAGAUGGGGACUUCUCCUGAGAUGUUAUGCUGCUUCUGCCCUGCUCCUUUCAGACAUUUUCUCGAGUUUGUAGUGGGCAUGAAAUUCGACGAAGAACCUAACUAUUCCAAGCUAAUAUCCCUGUUUGAUAGUAUGCUUGGACCAAAUCCUGCAUUGCGGCCAAUUAAUACUGAAGGUGCUCAAAAGGUUGGGCAAAAGAGGGGAAGAUUGAAUAUUGAGGAAGAAGAUGAUUCACAGCCCAAGAAGAAGGUUCGUUUGGGGGUUCCUGCUACACAAUGGAUAUCAAUUUACAACGCAAGAAUGCCAAUGAAGCAAAGGUAUCAUUACAAUGUAGCGGAUGGAAGAUUAGAGCAGCAUGUAGAGCGGGGAAUCGCAGACGGCCUUCUUAUUAGUUGCGUGGCUUCUUGUUCCAAUCUCUGGGCACUUAUUAUGGAUGCUGGAACUGGUUUUACAAAUCAAGUUUACAAGUUGUCACCUUUAUUCUUGCAUAAGGAAUGGAUCAUGGAACAGUGGGAGAAGAAUUAUUACAUUACUUCUAUUGCUGGGGUUACAAAUGGGAGCUCUCUUGUGGUGAUGUCAAAAGGCACACAGUAUACACAACAGUCAUACAAAGUAAGUGACUCUUUCCCCUUCAAAUGGAUAAACAAGAAAUGGAGAGAAGGUUUUCAUGUGACUUCAAUGGCCACUGCUGGAAGUCGUUGGGGUGUUGUCAUGUCGCGGAAUGCUGGAUUCAGUGAUCAGGUUGUUGAACUCGAUUUUCUCUACCCUAGCGAAGGAGUCCAUAGAAGAUGGGAUAAUGGUUACAGAAUUACAGCAACUGCUGCUACAUGGGAUCAAUCUGCUCUUAUAUUAAGCAAACCAAGGCGCAGACCUGCCGACGAAACACAGGAAACUCUCAGGACAUCUCAGUUUCCAAGCACACAUGUUAAGGAAAAAUGGUCUAAAAACCUUUACCUUGCUUGUUUGUGCUAUGGACGUACAGUAUGUUGA